AUGGUCUCGACAGAUGAGUACUACAUCGACGAAGAAGCGCCUAUAGUGCACGCAGAUCAUCUACCGCUGCAAAGGAUAGAUCCUGAGGAUCAUAGUAUUGAGAUUAUUCAGUCGCCGGAACUUAGUACUCCUUGCACUACUUCCAGACACGACCCUGGUCUUGAGGUCCUAGGCUUUGGCUUAGGUCCGUCACGUUCAGGUUCGUCAUCCUCAAGCCACGGCUUGCUGGAGCUCGAACCCGAGACGAUGACAGUUCCAGUCACUUUAAAAACGCCAUGCGAGACACUCGUUCAACAUGCCAAUCUUGAUCAGGGUUCAAUCGCUGCCAGCGUGCCCGAGUCCAGUGGUAGCGGAAGUCGCAUUCAGCUCCAAACCACUGCUGCUCUAGCUAUACAACAAAGUGAUACGAAACCACGUUCACCGAGCGAUACCGUUGAGUUAGCAUCGAGGCCAGCCCAUCGGGUGGACUCAGCCCAGGAAAGUCUGGACAGCGUUCCCCAGGUAUCGAAGCAGGAUGCGACAGGCGGUGAUGAAAGGACUUCGCCGUUGACUAUGCAAACGAUGGGGCAGCCACCUGCUGGUGCUGAUGCUCAAGACUCGAUCGCUCAGUCGCCCACUCUACGGAAACAUGUCAUCCAGGUCGGAGAGAGCCCUGUUCACACUCUACCAGUCGUGCAUGCUGCCUCUUCCGCAGCAGAUACUGCAAUCACCAGCCAGAGGAAGGAGAGCCUGCCAUCAUUCCAGCAACUAGCCGACCUUGCGGAUAUAGCAUCACAACAGUCCACGGCUUCAGAAGCAAGACCGCCUAUACCUGCGCGUCAGCACAGCCAUUCCAUCAGCUCCAUCACCUCACAGUCGCCCAUGAUUCCAUACUUUCCGCCAGCAUACCCGCACAGCGCGCAAACAUCCCCUGCCGGCUUCAGCACGUCCGCGAGGUCGCCUACAGGUUCCGUUGGCGAGGUCCUAUACGGCUCGCCGACACUAUUUGCUCCCCCAAAGUACUAUCUUGAUCGCCGAUCGUCCAACGCGACAGUCGGGACCCCCGGCUUCCCGCCUCCCGUGCCUUCACUGCCAUUGGGGUCAUCUACCGAAAGUCAUGGUACGCAAGCAAGCUCAAGCACGGAUGGCUACAGUACUUCACACACCACGCCUAUCGAGCCAGGACCUCCUCCUCCAGACGGCAUCGCGAGAAUCCUUCCACCGCCGCCAGGAAUGCCGCUCAUCCCAGUUGGUGGAUUCAAAUGCGAUUACCCGGGAUGUAAUGCAAUUCCCUUUCAAACCCAAUACUUAUUGAGUUCGCAUAGGAAUGUGCACAGUCAGAAUCGACCUCACUAUUGUCCAGUGAGAGAAUGCCCCCGCAGUGAAGGUGGCAAAGGGUUCAAACGUAAGAAUGAGAUGAUACGGCAUGGUUUAGUGCACAAUUCUCCGGGUUAUGUUUGCCCAUUCUGCCCAGAUCGCGAGCAUCGAUAUCCUAGGCCAGACAAUUUGCAGAGACAUGUUCGCGUUCAUCAUGUCGACAAGGAUCGCGAUGAUCCGGCAUUGCGUGCGGUAUUAGCUCAGCGAUCGCAGGGUGCUGUACAGAAGCAGCGUCGGAGACGGACGCAAGGAUCAGAAGAAGACACACCUGAUGCCCGUCCGUGA
Molecule: messenger RNA, 1641 nt
Organism: Fulvia fulva
Lineage: Eukaryota; Fungi; Ascomycota; Dothideomycetes; Mycosphaerellales; Mycosphaerellaceae
Exons: 4
Coding region: 1-1641 (546 amino acids)
Biological process (GO): regulation of transcription by RNA polymerase II
Cellular component (GO): nucleus
Source: RefSeq, a predicted model, not a curated record